This is a messenger RNA of Paralichthys olivaceus (Japanese flounder), 547 nucleotides long. Lineage: Eukaryota; Metazoa; Chordata; Actinopteri; Pleuronectiformes; Paralichthyidae. The record is from RefSeq and is a predicted model, not a curated record.
GCUCACGGCUCCGCUCUGUUCAUCCAACAGACCACCAAACCGGUCCGAUGGCUCGACCGCAGUAACGACAACAGAGGAGAGCGGAGGAGAUCUACCACCAGUCGGUGCCGCCGAAGCAUCAGAGCAAACCUCCCGUUCGAACAACAACAGCAGCGAUACCGGCUCCGUCGGAGGAGGAGAGCCGGUGUCGCCGGCUCGGUGCAGAAGCAGAUCCUCCGUGGACAGCCUCGGCGUGUUUCAGAAGAGAUCUAUAUUCGUCUUCCCCCGCCGCAGAUCCAGUGGAUAUUUCUCCUUCGACGGCGACUCGCUGCCGCUGACGGCUGACAAAGCGACUCAGACUCCGAGCCUCGGCAGCCAGGUGAUGAAACACGCCUUGCAGCGCAUGGCUGAGGCGCACGGAGGAGGACCGGGGACGCAGCUGCAUGAAAGCUCUCGCAGCCCCUCUAGCAGACGGCACCGAAACGCAGCAGAGGACAUGCAGGCGGAGGCAGUCGGACAGGAGCUCCGACGAAUUGGAGAUGAUUUUAACAGACUCCUCCUGUUAAGG